UGUUUACUUUUAAAACAGCUGUUAUGUGAAGAAAGAUUUGUAGAGGCCAUGGCAAGAGCGCAGACAAGAGGAAAAGGCAGGUUACUGUAAUAGCUGGAGCAAAAGAUGGUGGCCAGAACUACAAUAGGAGCAGUGGAGAUGGAAAUAAGUGAAUGGAUUUAGAAUACAUUUUGGAGGUGGAAUGAUAGAGCUUGCUGCUGUAAUAGAUAUGGGGAUGUAGGAAAGGAAGGAGAGAGUCACAAGUAUUUCCUAAAAUAAAUAACUAGAGUAAGUUACCCUACUAAGUUACCCCAAGUAAUUGAGUAAAGAACAGAUUGAGGCAAAAAGUAGAUCGAGACACCUGUUUUGGACAUGUUACAUUUGAGAUGCCAUUAAUUUUUCUCCGAAAGAUAGGAGAUGCACGUGAGGAACAAGUGAGUCAAAUCUGGAGCAUUUCACCAUCUCAAGUACCUGCUGAAAUUGACUCAAGUAGAGCUCUGCAGCCACCGUUACGUUUUCCUUAUUUGAAGUGAUGACACAGCUCACUGAAUGCCAUUUUUUCCCAUGCUGAAAAGGAAACUCUGGUUAUAAUUAGCACAAUCCCUUUUUGAGUGCAAAAGAUGAAAGCUUUAACACUUAGCACGCAGGGCACCUUAAGAUACCAGAAUAGAGGGUGCAUACAGUUUCAGCCCUCACCUUGGCUCAAGCAAAGCCACAGAUAUGGCUAACGUUACCCAGAGAAGAGGCUAAGGAGCGCCUUGAGGCCGCCCUGCAUGUUUUCACGAAUAAACGUCGGGGAAAGGAGCAUCGGACCUCUCACGUCACCCGCUUCAAGCACUUCUUCCCUCCCUCGGUCUCUCGGGAAGCCCGCGCUCACCUGAACAGGAUCGCUUCCGCACCUUUCCACCUGAGUCUGGCUGCACAGAGUGUGGUCCUGAAACGAGAGCCAUUCCACAGCGGAUAUGAGGACGCCAAACUAUCAGUUACCCGCCCUCUCCCAGCCCCGGCGAGACCCGUCGUGAUGCGCAUGCGCAUGGCCGGACGCUAGGACCCAGCAGUCUAGCUGGCGAGCGCUUCUGCCUUCAGGAAGUCUCGCGGUGUUUGCAUUUGAACCUCUGGGCGGGUGCCGACGAUGGCGGCGUCGCUCCCGCGACCUGCGAAUCGCCUCUUCCGAACGUAUGGGGCUGCGGGCGGCGGGGGGCCGCGGCGGCGACCCGGCAGGGCAGCGGCGCAGUGGUUCCCGCCGAAAGACCGGAAGCGUUUAUUCAGCAGCAGCAGUAGCAGCGACGCCAGCAGCGGCGGCCCCUCGCGCUCUAUCGCUUCCGACGAUCCCGACGACCCAGACUUCCUCGGCUUUCCGGUGGGUCGACGGCGGAGGGGCCCUGGCGGUCGAGUCUCCGAGGACCGGCCGAGUCUGAUCGCGACCCCAAGACGCCUGAGGCUGCGAGCUCGGCCUCCGCAGAACUGCAGCACCCCCUGCGGGCCGCUCGAACCGCCGCCCUUCUCUAACGGCAACCCGUGCCUACUGAGCCCGGACCUCAGUGCGUGCAGCCGGCCCGGGGACGGCGGCGAGCUGGGCACCAGUGCCUCCCUGUUCAGCAGUCUGGCCUCUCCUGGCCCCGGCCUCCCAGCGCCAGGAGACAGUGUCCUCGGGACCGGCCCCGCCGCCUCUUUGGAUGCAGCCUCUGAAGUUCCGAGUGGCUUGCACCUCCCAGCAGCCUCCCUGGACCCAGCAUCCCUCCACCGCCUCCAGGAGGCAGCAACAGGAGGAGGCAGGUUCACUAGGUUGGCCCACCAAGCCCAUGCCAACCUCAGGUCAGCUCUCUUUAGUGUCACGGACUCUGGAAACCCUGAGGAUUCUGAGAGUGGGGCAGUUGGGAGGAAUAUGAGGGAGUCUUGCUGUGAAAUGGAACAGAUGGGGAAGAGGCUGGAGAGGCCAGGUUUUUCAAGCAUGGGUAAGAAGAGGGCCACAGACCAGGGCUGUUGUCAACAGAUUGGGUCUCAAGGGGCUGCCCAGAUAGACUCCGAGGAGGCAGAUGGUUGCAAGGGCUGUAUUGUACCUGGGGAAAUCAACAGGCCUGAGAGAACUGGGCCUAGUCGAAAAAGGAAACUGCAGGAAACAGUAGAAACCUCCCUUCUCCAUUACCACCAGUUUAAGAGGGACCAAAAGAGGGAAAAAGACUCAUCCCUCACCCAGGACCUGACUCAUUUACAGAAUACCUCUUGGACCAAAGCCAGGGCUUCCUUCAGUUUCCACAAGAAGAAGAUGGUGACUGCUGUGUCGGAAGUAUGCAGUAGCUACACCAUUGCCAGUUCUCUCUCUGAGUCCCUCAUCUCUGAAUAUCCAAACCCUCCUGUUACGAACAGAACAAACAGUGCCAUGUCUCCUUGGAACUGCUCUUCCAUGUAUUUGCUAACCCCGUUUAAGACACUACAUGUCACAGACAAAAAGGUAUCAGAUGCUGAAAAGGUUUACGGGGAAUGCAAUCAGGAGGGCCCCAUCCCCUUUAGCAAUUGCCUUUCCACAGAAAAAUUGGAAUGCUGUCAGAAGAUUGGAGAAGGGGUGUUUGGUGAAGUGUUUCAAACAAUUGUUAAUCACACACCUGUUGCCCUAAAAAUCAUUGCUAUUGAAGGACCAGAUUUGGUGAACGGAGCCCAUCAGAAAACUUUUGAGGAAAUUCUGCCAGAGAUCAUCAUCUCCAAAGAGUUGAGCCUUUUGUCUGAUGAGAUACACAACCGUACAGAAGGCUUUAUUGGUUUGAAUUCGGUGCACUGUGUUCAAGGAUCUUACCCUCCCUUGCUCCUCAGAGCCUGGGACCAUUAUAACUCAACUAAAGGGUCUGCAAAUGACCGGCCUGACUUUUUUGAGGAAGACCAGCUCUUCAUUGUGCUGGAAUUUGAGUUUGGAGGGAUUGACUUAGAGCAAAUGAGAACGAAGUUGUCCUCCAUGGCUACUGCAAAGAGCAUUCUACACCAGAUCACAGCAUCUCUCGCAGUGGCCGAGGCAUCCCUGCACUUUGAGCACCGAGACUUACACUGGGGGAAUGUGCUCUUAAAGAAAACCAGCCUCAAAGAGCUCCAGUACACCCUCAACGGGAACACGAGCACUAUCCCCACCCGUGGACUACAAGUCAAUAUCAUUGACUACACCCUGUCACGGUUGGAACGGGAUGGGAUCGUGGUGUUCUGUGACAUUUCCAUGGAUGAGGACCUAUUUACAGGUGAAGGUGACUACCAGUUUGAGAUCUACAGGCUAAUGAGGAAGGAGAACAACAACUGCUGGGGUGAAUAUCACCCUUAUAAUAAUGUGCUCUGGCUCCAUUACCUCACAGAUAAGAUUCUGAAACAGAUGACCUUCAAGAUUAAAUGUAACACCCCCGCCAUGAAGCAAAUGAAGAGAAAGAUCCAGCAUUUCUAUAGGACAAUGCUGAAUUUCAGGUCUGCCACUGACCUGCUCUGCCAACACAGUCUGUUUAAGUAAGUCAGACAUGCCUUACAGGCCCAAACUGAGAGGGUACUGGUCUUAAAGCCCUUGAUGCUGUUUUCAGCCUUCAUCCCCAGAGCAGGGUGGAUUUCCCAUUCUAAAUGUUUCUCAUCAACUUUUCAAACAAUUUUGUUUCUUAGUAGAAACUAAAAUGUUUCUGAAGUUAACAAAUGUUCUUUAAAAAUAAACUAUACAUGGGAACAAGUGA
Molecule: messenger RNA, 3671 nt
Organism: Acinonyx jubatus (cheetah)
Lineage: Eukaryota; Metazoa; Chordata; Mammalia; Carnivora; Felidae
Gene: HASPIN
Product: histone H3 associated protein kinase
Exons: 1
Coding region: 1112-3460 (782 amino acids)
Biological process (GO): intracellular signal transduction; mitotic cell cycle; protein phosphorylation
Cellular component (GO): nucleus; cytoplasm
Molecular function (GO): histone H3T3 kinase activity; ATP binding
Source: RefSeq, a predicted model, not a curated record